GCCUGACUUAGUUACUUCCCUUUAUUUCAUUGCACAUGGUGGUGUUUGGAGUCCGAAUUCACUAUGGGAAAGGUGAAAUCAAACAAGAAGUAUGCAGUUAUGAAGCGUAUGAUCAGCUUAAAAGAUGGAAGAAUCAAGAAAAGUGACAGGCAGAAGAAGAAAAAGAAGCCAAAGCCAAAGGGACCGUCACAAAAUAUGUCUAUAAGAGAAAUUCCACAGACGUCAUCAGCUAUGUUUUUCCAAUACAACACACAACUUGGACCACCUUAUCACAUUCUUGUUGACACGAACUUCAUCAACUUUUCUAUCCAAAAUAAACUGGACAUUAUACCGUCAAUGAUGAACUGUCUAUAUGCGAAAUGCAUUCCCUACAUAACAGAUUGUGUGAUGGCAGAAUUUGAAAAACUUGGCCGUAAAUACAGAGUUGCUCUGAGAAUAGCAAAGGACCCUCGCUUUCAGCUCUUGCCUUGUAUGCACAAAGGAACAUAUGCUGAUGACUGCCUUGUGCAACGUGUGACGCAGCACAAGUGUUACAUCGUAGCUACAUGUGAUCAGGCCCUGAAGAGAAGGAUACGGAAAAUACCUGGAGUUCCAAUCAUGUUCUUGUCCCAACACCAGUACACCAUUGAGAGAAUGCCUGAUGCCUAUGGUGCUCCCAAACUGUAAACUAAUCUUACCUGCAAUAUGAUUGAUUAUUGUAGGUCAAGUGACUUAUCACUUGUUAACAUAUUGACUAGACAUCAGAAAUAUACUACAUAAUAUUACGGAUAACAACCAACUUGUUAUGCAGUGGGAAUUUCUGGUUAGAAAUUGUCCCCAGCUACCAGUUGAUGAUGCGUCAGUGUAUCCUUAAGUCAGGGGUGAUUACAAUUUACACAUAAUAUUUAUAUCUUGGUUGUCUGGUUCUGACGUUUACAGGCCGUCAUGUAGCUGAAAUAUUACUGAAUACCAUGUUAAGCACAGGCAUUUUGUAUAAGUUUUGGCCUAAAAACCUGGCCUAGGUCAGGUAAUGUGGGUGAAAACAUAAUGGCUCCUCGGGGCCCAGUCUAUUGGGUAUUUGGUAUACUUGCAUAUUUGUACACAUUUGCAUGCAAGCAAUAGAAAUUUGUGUGGUGUAUACUUCUUGGUUGAAGGAAUAUUAAAUGCCUUACACAAA
Molecule: messenger RNA, 1156 nt
Organism: Haliotis rubra (blacklip abalone)
Lineage: Eukaryota; Metazoa; Mollusca; Gastropoda; Lepetellida; Haliotidae
Product: rRNA-processing protein FCF1 homolog
Cellular component (GO): nucleolus; small-subunit processome
Source: RefSeq, a predicted model, not a curated record